GCGGGCACGGCCGGCGGCGCAGUUCCGCCCGCGCGCGUCGUGUCCCCGUGGACGGCUGGGCCUCGCUGCGGGCCUGCGCCUCCCUCGGCUCUUGCCGCGGGUCUCGGGGAGUGGGGUGACUAACUAAUUGAUCAGGGAAUUACAGAAGGAUGCCAGCUAAUAACCACAGAAGGAAUGAGAGAAUAUCAGCUUGGCAACCCCUAAUGAAAUAAUUGAUCCUGGAAAUGAUCAUUAGUGGCUGUUAACGUCAGAAAAAGAGAGACAGCCAGACAGCAUGUGCUCCUUGAUGGAAGUACCCAAUAAUACCACUUGUCAAGUAUUCUUAGACGAUGGGUGAGGGAUAAAGAUGAAACAGGACUGACCGGUGGAAGAUGUCUAUGGAUGUGACAUUUCUGGGGACAGGCGCAGCCUACCCAUCCCCAGCCCGGGGUGCCUCUGCUCUGGUCCUUCGGUGUGAAGGCGAGUGCUGGCUCUUUGACUGUGGGGAGGGAACCCAGACGCAGCUUAUGAAAAGCCAACUUAAAGCAGGGAGAAUUACUAAGAUCUUCAUCACGCAUCUUCAUGGAGACCAUUUCUUUGGCCUUCCUGGCCUCCUCUGCACAAUCAGCCUGCAGAGUGGCUCCAUGGUCACCAAACAGCCGAUUGAAAUCUAUGGCCCUGCGGGGCUUCGGGACUUUAUCUGGCAAACCAUGGAACUUUCUCACACGGAGUUGGUCUUCCCUUAUGUGGUCCAUGAGCUGGUGCCUACAGCGGAUCAGUGUCCUACAGAAGAACUGAAAGAAUUUGUACACGUGAAUAAAGCAGACCACCCUCCCAAAGACGGACAGGGAAGAACUAUCCUGUUAGACUCAGAAGAAAACUCAUACCUCCUGGUUGAUGAUGAACAGUUUGUUGUGAAAGCAUUUCGCCUCUUUCAUCGAAUACCCUCCUUUGGAUUUUCAGUUGUGGAGAAGAAACGCCCAGGUAAACUCAAUGCACAGAAACUGAAAGAUCUUGGUGUUCCGCCAGGUCCUGCCUAUGGGAAGCUGAAAAAUGGAAUUUCUGUUGUUUUGGAAAACGGAGUUACAAUUUCUCCCCAAGAUGUCUUAAAAAAGCCUAUUGUUGGAAGAAAAAUCUGCAUUUUGGGUGACUGUUCUGGGGUUGUGGAUGAUGGAGGAGUGAAGCUGUGCUUUGAAGCAGACCUGUUGAUCCAUGAAGCAACCCUGGAUGACACCCAGAUGGACAAAGCAAAAGAACAUGGCCACAGCACGCCACACAUGGCAGCGGCAUUUGCAAAGCUGUGCCAAGCAAAGAGGCUCGUUCUGACUCACUUCAGUCAGAGGUACAAACCAGUUGCCUUGGCCAGAGAAGGAGAAACAGAUGGGAUCGUAGAGCUUAAAAAGCAAGCCGAAUCAGUGUUAGAUCUCCAAGAAGUGACUCUAGCAGAAGAUUUUAUGGUGAUUGGCAUUCCAAUCAAGAAAUGAAGCCAGUGUUCCUGAAUGCGUUCUGGUGUGUUUGUGAAUAUGUUACUGAACCAACAGUCAAAUUCGUUGUUGUUGUCGUCGUCGUUUUGGUCUAAAAUUAUCUGGGUCCUAACAGUCCUAACAAGGAUGGAGCUGCGUUGCUGAACUAACUCAGCACUGAGAAGGGAGCAAGCUUUGUGAUAAUAGAUCACUUUAAAAAGAAUAAAACCAGAACCCUUCUUCAAGUCCACGUUUGACAAAACGAUCGACUAUUCAGGUGCACAGGUUUCGUGGCUGCCGCCUCGGAGGGUGGCCGAUACGCCACGCAAUCCUGGGCGUAGCUUCUGCCCGGCUUUAUUGCUGUGGUCGGCAAAGCAGUAGCAGGGCUUGGCCCUCCUGGCUAAAAAUGGUAUUUUGGCAGUUUGUGUUGAAUCUGUUCGUGUUAUUAACAGAAUAGAGAGAAAUGUAAUGAGACAUUGGAUAUGAAGGGUUGAAGCUGGCACGUUAAGUCUUGAAUUCUUUGCUUGAAUACUGAGUGCAGAGUCAGGCUAGGUGUUUAUCCUCCAAUUAAUAUUUUAUUGAACUUUCCAGUUUGCUUUAAACCUGUGGUUCUCAGUUGGAGGUGAUACUCUCCCUUAGAUGGAGUUUUGAAAUUGUGGGGAUGUCUCUUGUCAAAACUAGGGGGGGUUACUACUGGUAUUUAGUCAGUAGGGGCCAGGAUGCUAGAUCCUACAAAGUUUGGUCAGUCCUAAACAGUGAAGAAUUAUCUCAUCCCAAGAUGCAUAUUGCAGGCCUGUUGAGAUACACAGCAAGUUAAAACUUAAACUCCCACUGUGAAUAUACUUUAUAAAAAUCAGUGGCAUACUGAGUUGAACUACGAGGUAAGUCAAAUCCUACAACAAAUCCUAAAAAGCUAGCUAAGUGAAUAUGUUGGAAUUGGAACAUCUUAUCAAAUAUUAUUUGUCAUAAAUGAGCUAUGAGCUGGAGCUUAUGAAUCUGGAGGUUAAAAAAUGAUACCUGUCCAACUUGCGUUUACGCUUUCCAAUAAAUAAUUCUUUGAGCACAAUUUUAGUAAAUGUUCUUUCUAGAAUAGCUUUUCUUCCUGAGUUGCCUUCCACCUCCCUUCUGUCUUUCAUGCGGUAUCUCUGACUCAUUUUCCCACAGUAUUUCUCAAAAUGUGUUAAUGGAAAGGUAGUCUCAAGUACUGAUUCAGUCAAAAGGAUUCCCUAAUCAAAUCAGUUUGGGAAACCCUGUAUGCUAUGUGUCCCUCUGGCAGAGUUCUAGUUCCCAUCGGUACAUUAAAGACAGCACUGCUUCAGGGAUCACCAGCCAGUCUUUGGUGCCAGAAGGACCUGAUUUCAGAGUCCCAUUCUUUACCUCAUGAUGGUGUGCUCUGGAGCAGAUUACUUACUCUCUGAGCUUUAGCUUGCUUAUCUCUAAAAAUGGGAAAAAUAAGAAUAAGACAGUGAAAAAUUAUCACUGAAAAAUAAGAGGGAAAAAAUUAAAUAAGACAGUGUAUAGAAGGAGCAUAGCACAUUGUUUCAAGGCAUAAAGUCCUGAAGUACAGAGGCCUGUCAACUCUAUUGAACCCCUUUCUGAGUCAUAUUUCUCCGUAUACUAUCUAUUAACAUCUCAAGAACCUAAGAGUUUAUUGUACACUCACUCAGAAAUCCUGUCAUGGUGAAUACUGUUAAAUUUCUUUCGGUCCUGGGGCUUUUCUAGUAAAAAUUGACUCCUGGAUGGGUCUGGAAUCCCUAGAGUAGUAAUAAUCAAAUGGGUCUAGUUACUCAGUAUCUCAGUCAUUCUGAAGCAGUCUCCAGAAUGGUCUGAUUCAGCCCUACUCUAGGCUCCCGGCCUGCCAAAGUACCAAAGUUGACCAGACUUAAAGUGUAUCUUGAUUUCUGAACUCAAUUCAAACAAGCAUUUAUUAGAUACCAACAGUGUGCCAAAACCUGUACAAGAGGGAAUGGCUAGUAGUAGUACCUCUAAUGCCUGGAGCUCUUGUGGGUAAAGAUUAUAUCUUAGUCACCUCUGCAUUCUUGGAAAUACCCACCCGUAGUAUGCACUCAGAAAUAUUUAUUGAAUGAAAUGAGGCCUUGAUGUCAUGAAUGCACAGAAUUUAUGACCUAAAGUUUAGAACCUGUGCCUAGCCCAUUUUAUUACUGUAUUUGUCCAAAAAUUUUAGCUGCCUGAUUGGUGGUACCCCAUUCACUGUGUUGGGAGUACAUAAAUGAAUAUAAGACAAAAUUUCAGGCUCACUGUCUAAGUGCUAAAGACUGAUAGGUAAACCAAAGUAAGUACGCAGUUCCUGAUUUUAUAGCAUACCACUCAAUUUUGCUGUUCCUGAGCAUUCCUUGAGAGCUGACUUGAGCUCUAGCCCUUAGAAUCAGGCUCUAUUGAUAAGUGUGGGCUAAGCCCUCAGAGAACAUGGGAAUGUGGACGAAUUGAUAUGUUGCAUUAAGUGUAGGGUAUCAGUUCAUGGUGAGAGUUCUUUCUUGGACUCUCUUCCGGCCUAGAAUUUGUUCUUAAUGGUAGAACACAUUCUAAGAAUUUGUGGAGCUAGAAUUAAGAGUGAAUCUUAAAUUGGAUUUCCUAGAGCUUGUAAUUUGUUCAUGGUUAAUGUGACUCCAGAUGGGAUUAGAAUAUGUGGUGUUCCCCAAAUUUAUUUGAUCACUGAAUCCUCUUUUGCCAAGGAGCAUCUUGAAACACUGAGAAAUGCUGUUUCUUAAUACUCUGAAAAGUAUUAUAUUUAUAAUUUUUACCUGGACAAUUUAUUGAAGUAAUAAGUUCCAUAUCUACACCGAGUAUAGUAUUUUCUUUGUCUUAAACUGACUUUCCAAUUGUCAGGAAUUCAUAGGUUCUUGCUUAUUUUAAAUAAAUAUGCACUUUCUGUUUCUCUAAAGGUACUUAGACUUGCCCAAAUACACCCCAAAUCAUCUCUGUUUUCAAAUACCCAUGCCUCAUUAAUAUACUUUUAAUAAACUUUUAAACAUAAAAGCAGCAUAUGCUCAGUAGUUAACUUUUUUUAAAGAUUCAAGAAAAGAUGAUGAUUACUCAUAAUUCCACCAUCCAGAGAGCUACCGCUUUGGUCCAGUGAUCCUCAAACUGAUAUGUAAGUCAGUAUAACUCAAGGGAGUACAUAGGUGGACAAGGGUGCAUAGGUAGCCAGAGAUCCUUGGGCUGAUUCCAAAGACUCUAAUUCAGUAGGUCUGGGGUGGAACCCAAGAAUCUGCAUUUUUAAAAAACCACCCCCAGGUGAUUCUGAAGUAUAUGAGUGGUAGAACACAUGAGAAAAAAGCUGUCUUUAUUUAUGCACUUUGAAAAAUUGAAGUGUGUAUAAAUAUUUUAUGUAUAUUUAAACAUGCUUAUAGAUCUAUGUAUAUUACACACAUGCAUAUUUGUACAUGUAGGUUGACCUCAACUGUUUUUUCUCACUUAACAUGAACAUUUCCUCACAGUAUUAACU
Molecule: messenger RNA, 4908 nt
Organism: Mesoplodon densirostris (Blainville's beaked whale)
Lineage: Eukaryota; Metazoa; Chordata; Mammalia; Artiodactyla; Ziphiidae
Gene: ELAC1
Product: elaC ribonuclease Z 1
Exons: 5
Coding region: 372-1463 (363 amino acids)
Cellular component (GO): nucleus
Molecular function (GO): 3'-tRNA processing endoribonuclease activity
Source: RefSeq, a predicted model, not a curated record